This is a messenger RNA of Orbicella faveolata, 3762 nucleotides long. RefSeq lists its product as uncharacterized. Gene Ontology annotation, biological process: positive regulation of axon extension; protein phosphorylation; regulation of dendrite development. Gene Ontology annotation, cellular component: dendrite cytoplasm; nucleus. The record is from RefSeq and is a predicted model, not a curated record. Gene Ontology annotation, molecular function: ATP binding; protein kinase activity. Lineage: Eukaryota; Metazoa; Cnidaria; Anthozoa; Scleractinia; Merulinidae.
CCGUGAAGAAAAGUAUGUCAGACAGAUUGGGUCAAAUACCACGAAACUUUCCGGAUUUGUAACAAUUUCCUUUCAAUGGCAGAUGUAUGAAUGGCUACUUCUGUACGUCCCAUUGCGAUAUUUGUGCAUCUUGAAACACGUGCUUCCUGAAACGGAAGAUGCUUGGCAAGAUAUGUUGUUGUAUCUCAGGAGGCAUCGUUCACGCUAUUUCAACGGCAAGCGGAAGAUCAAUUAUUAAAAAUACUGCAGUAUGUCUGUUAAAUGCUGAUGAAUAAGUACGAGGUUCUUGGAAUUGUGGGCGAAGGAGCCUAUGGAGUGGUUUUGAGAUGUAGGCACAAGGAGACAAAUGAAAUUGUAGCCAUCAAAAAAUUCAAAGACAGUGAAGAAAAUGAGGAUGUGAAAAGAACCACAUUGAGGGAGUUGAAAGUCCUUCGCAUGUUGAAACAAGAGAAUAUUGUUGAGUUGAGGGAAGCAUUUCGCAGAAGGGGAAAGCUAUAUUUGGUUUUUGAAUAUGUUGAAAGAAAUAUGCUUGAGUUACUUGAAGAAAUGCCAAAUGGAGUUCCAUCAAACAAAGUUAGAAACUACAUUUUCCAGCUCAUCAAAGCCAUUAAAUGGUGUCAUCAGAAUGAUGUCAUUCACAGAGACAUUAAACCAGAAAAUUUGCUCAUUAGUAAGGAUGGGGUUCUUAAACUUUGUGACUUUGGCUUUGCCAGAGCCAUGACUGUUAAUGGUAGUGGCCAGUUUACAGAUUAUGUAGCCACUCGGUGGUACAGAUCUCCUGAACUACUUUUAGGGGCUUCCUAUGGUAAACCAGUUGACAUCUGGGCUAUUGGCUGUAUACUGGGGGAACUCAGUGAUGGUCAGCCGGUAUUUCCUGGAGAGAGUGAGAUAGAUCAAUUGUUUACAAUACAAAAGGUUCUCGGUCAUCUGCCACCAGAUCAAAUGGAGAUGUUUUAUACCAAUCCGAGAUUUAAAGGACUCAAGUUUCCAACCACAAUUAACCCUCAGACGUUAGGAAGGAAGUACGCAGGAGUCAUUAAUGGAAUCAUGCUUAGUUUUAUGCAGGCAACAUUACAACUAGACCCAAAGGACAGAUUUACAAUAAAUGAUGCUUACAAUCAUCCAGCUUUCCAGCAAGAAAGAGAAGAAUAUGAAAAAACCUUGAAAGACAAGGGAGGAGAUCUGAAACCGGUUUCAAAGAAGACUGAAAUUUCUCUCAAAUCAAGGCAUUUUGCUCACAAGGGAGCUUCAUCUCAGGGCAUUAGACCUGCAGAGAGUUCACAAGACUUGAAAACACAAGAUGUUAAACCAAAUAUGCAUGGAAGUGUGCCACUUGGCAAAGAAUUUAGUGCUGAGAAGAAACUUGUCAUGCAACAAAUGGCUGCUAAAGAAAAGCCAAAUGAAGUUAGCUCGCAGGACGUGGCUUCAGACAAAAGUAGAACUAAAGAAAAUGAAAGUUCAGAAAAGUCUGAGAGUUUUUCACCAGCGUCAAAUGCAGAAAUGGUGAAAGGAUCAGGAAAUCCCUCUUCAACAGCGAAACAAGCUGUUUACAGCUCUGUGGAAAUCAAACCUCGCAAUUCUAACUUGGUAGCAGCAAAUAUCAAUGCAUCAAGAACAACUUCUCAACCAGAGGAAAGAACUAAUGUUACUCAAAGUGAUAAGGGUAAUGUCAUUGAUGAAGACAGCAAAGCAAAGAAUAAGCCAAGUUUGGCUUCCCACACCAGCCAUCUAGUGGCUGCUAAUUACAGCUUUUUUCCUGUGGAUAAUGAGGAAUCGGAGCUUGAACAACCAAAGAAUGCAAAGCCGACCUAUGGCUCAUCCACAAUUGCAGAAGAAAUCAGAAAAACUAAGUCUGUCAUUCUGGGCAAGAAAAAGGACAGGGAUGGCUCCGCUUCAGUUAAAUCCAAACCCCAGCAGCCGUUCAUGACAAGAAAUGAGGCAGCAGAACAGCAAGCGAAACCAAAGGGAACUCAUGAGCGGCAAGCAGGAAAAACGGUCCUCGCAGAUUCUAGUCCCUCCAGUCGAGAAGAAGCACUUCAGUCGAACUUUUCUUUUCAAAUGGGUAUGACUACAGAAAGAAGAGGUUCUAAAUCAGACUUGUCCACAUCCGGCUACGAGUAUGGUUCAUCACUUAUUAAACAGCGUCAAGAUUCACAAUGGAGACAAGAGUUUGGCGGCGAAGAAAACCAACCAAGGAACGUUAUGGGACAAGACAAAAAAGACAAGAAGAAAAAAAAGAAAAAGCUACAACAGGUGGCAAGCUUACCUGCUCAGUCUAAACAAUUUCAUCACCUCGAUUCCCAAGGCGAGCUAAGCAAAAUGGGAGAUUGGAGCAGAAACGCUGAGGUACAGUCUUUUGACAUGCGUCCUCAUAAACCACUAGGAAAACUGCAAUCCGCUGACAAGGGCGUGUCUCAUCUUGGACCGCUAACCAUCACCUCCUCACACAAACCUCUCGGAGAAGUUCGCCUUCAGCCUCUCCAGCACAAAAACCUGGUUCAUUUGUCACAUAACACGUACCCCACACGCAAACCGCCGGCCAAGCGUGAAAGCCCCGAGUCCCAAACCCUGGGUUCUCUCUCUCCAUGGAUGGGACAAUCGGCCUUGCACAAACAAACAUUAUCAGAACCGGGUAGUUUCUCAUUUCCCGACCGGCCUGUCAGCCCGUCUACCGAACUUUUAGCACCAUUGCCAAGGAAAGCGUCGCGGCCUCCUUCUGAAAACGAGGCGACAAAUGAUGACCGAGACGUGAAGUUAGGUACUCCUUUUACGGGACUGAAACCGCUGACACCGUCUAAAGAACAUUUUAGCAAGUCGGGAGGUCGAGUGCCGGAUUUGAACAAACUGGAAGAAACGCCUUUAUAACACACGCUCCAAGAGGAGAAAUUCAUGUGCAGAAACUGCACGUGCGGCGUCGUCUCAGCUACUUACCUACAUUUCCGUAGCCUUGAUAGUUCUUGUGCUGUGAUUGGCUUAAAGCCUGUAGUUAAUUUUUGAGCUACAAGCCGAGAUCAUUUUCCGCCCGUUUGAUUGAUACUUUUGAUUGCUUAAAUGAGGGGUCGGAAGAACUAGACGUUAUUUAAAAGACAUUUUUAGUUCUGUCGCGUGUCCUGGUUAAAAAAGAAACAUGCCAGUUGAAAAUCACGUUUCGCUCGGUUUGGGGUCAAUAGCUUUGAGCUAAUCAGAGUACGCGUGUAAUUUUAGUUUCAGAAUGAGAAAGACCUUAUUGAAGACCUAUUUCAGUGUACUUCAGGCUCUGAAGUAUCUCAAAGAGAAGUUAACAGAAUUUUAUAUUAUCUAUGCUUCAUUUGGCAUUUCGUGUUUGUAAAAAGUAGCUUUUUUAUUAAGCGUUCAGUUACGCCUUCAAGGCAAGUUAUAAGUGACAAACUGUCCCCUCACUUCACGUUCGAGUAAUUUUAUAAGUGGAAACUCGGAAAAUUGCAUGGUUUUUAUAAUCUCCCUUCAUUCGUUGACGGGCAUUUGUCCCGAGACUCGCAAAACAUAGCUUGAGACGCCGCCAAAAAAUUUUUUUGUCGUGAAAUCGUUUUAUCGUUGUACAUAGUUCUUUUAUUGUUAUAACUGUUGUUGGUAUUUUCUGUUCUUUGUUGUAUAUAACGUUUAUAUAGUUCAGUGACAGUCGAGCAUGCCAGCCUAAGUAAACUUAUUUAUAUCAACCGGUUUGUCGCAGACAUAUCGUUCAUAUAUUCAAUGAUAAAUUAUUGUAGAAGUACAUUCGGAGCCAUUAAACGUCUCAUUACCUGU